AUGCCUCCAAAGAAAGGCGGCAAGCCCGCCCCCGUAAAGAAGAGUGCGCCCAAGAAAAAGCCCAUUGGAAAGAAGGAUAACAAGGGCGAGAAGCAGAUCAAGGUCCCCAAGAUUGUGGUCCCCAACUUUGAAGUCUCUGAAGAUGUCGAGAUUGACGAGGAGGAUAUCGAGUUCUUCAAGGAGAACAGUCAGCUCUCUGGAUUCUUGAGCAAGAUGGAUACCGUCAAGCUCGCCAAGAACGAAAUUAUCAAGGCAAAGAAGAAGACGACGAUGAGUGCGUUGAAGAAGGGACCCGUGGAACAGACUGCUGACGAUAUUGCUUCAGAAUCGGAAAACUCGGGAGACGACAGUGAUCUGGAGGGCAUGGAGAUCGACAUGGACAGCGAUGAUGAACCCAUGUCCGAGGAGGACUUUUCAGAUAUGGAGGCUGGCCAUUACGAGACCAAGGGAGGAGCAGCAGGAGAGGGCAGUGACAGCGAGGACGAGCGGAUAGUCGACUCUGACGAGGAGCAGGAUUACGAACAGGCGCCUCGUAAGGCCGAAGGCUGGUCUGAGAAAGGAAGCACACGUUUGCCUAUCAAGUUGGCGGAUGGUCGAAUCAAGGAGGUCGAGGAUAACCGUGUUCGUCCUAGCGAGAAGCAGGAUGAUGACAGUGAGGGAGAGGAGGAGGUUAUUGAUAGUGAUUUUGCAGAGGAGGACACAGUGUUUGAGGAUGAGGAGGAAGAGGAAGAGGAGAAGCCUGCCAAGAAGGUUCCCAAGAAGGUCAUUCUUGCUCAGAAGAAAGAGGAGAUGGCCACCAUUGCCCAGACCAUCAUCGCCGACCCCGAAGCCCACGUCGGACAAUUGAAGAAGCUGAGGGCGAUGUCACAGGAUCCUAGCGAUGUGAUCAAAAAGUUGGCGCUGUUGACACAGUUGGCGGUUUACAAGGAUAUUUUGCCCGGAUACAGGAUUCGUCCCUUGUCAGAGAAGGAGCAGAGUGUCACAGUCUCGAAGGAGGUUGCCAAGUUGCGUGACUACGAACAGUCGUUGCUUCUCAACUACCAGCACUACCUUCAAUCACUCGAGAAGGUUCUGUCUCAGGAUAAGUCAGGAAAGGAGGAAGAGGAGGCCGAGGCAGCUGCCAGCAAGGGAGCCACCGCUUCACUGACAGCGCCUGUCGCUGCUGCUGCAGGAACUGAUGAUGCAGCGACCAAGAAGGCCAAGGCGGAUAUGGCCACCGUCGCGGUCCAUUGUAUGUGCAACCUGUUGACCAGCGUCACCCACUUCAACUUCCGUCUCAACUUGAUGACGGCCUUGAUCGCCAGGAUGAGUCGCCGUCACUGGAGCGAGCUCUCGGAGACCUGCAGCAAGGCACUGAAGGAGGUUUUCGCAGAGGACGAAGCAGGAGAGGUGUCACUGGAUGCUGUCAAGCUGAUUACCAAGAUGAUCAAGUCCAAGUCGUACCUGGUCCACCCCAACGUCAUCAGCGCCUUUUUGUCAUUGCGUCUCAAGGAGGAGUUGCCUACACGAGCCAGCGGUGACGAGGACAACAACCCCAGGAAGAGAAAGAAGAAGGAGAAGGUCCACAUUAGUAAGAAGAACCGCAAGCUGCUCAAGGCCAAGAAGGAGGUUGAGGUCGAGAUGAAGGAGGCCGAGGCUGUGGUCGACAAGGAGGAGAAGAUGAGGAUGCAGACCGAGACCUUGAAACUGGUCUUUAUCACCUAUUUCCGUAUCCUCAAGCAUGCUCCUGGAUCCCCACUUUUGCCCGCCGUCCUGGAGGGUCUUGCCAAGUUCGCACAUUUGAUUAACGUCGACUUUUUCACAGACUUGCUGGAGGUGCUGAAGAAGAUUAUGAUCGGAGGAACAGAUGCCCAUCAGUUUGACAUCUUUACACCCGCUAACCGCCGGACACAGCUGCUCUGCAUCGUCACUGCAUUCCAGUUGCUUCAGGGACAGGGAGAGGCGUUGAACAUUGACUUGAAGGCGUUCUACAACGCGUUUUAUACCUCGCUCCUGACGGUGGCCUUGAACCCUGAUAUCGAGGGCAACAUCUUUGAGGCAGCCGACGUAGCGGCCAAGGAGAAGGAGAGACAGAAGCAGGCGGCCAAGUCACAGUGGAAGGGCAAGAACGCCAAGAAGAUUUCAGGAGAAGAGGAAGUUUUGGUGGUGUUGAGCAGCGACCGGGAGUUGAUUCUGAAGGGAUUUGAGUUGUUGUUCUUUUCGACAAAGGGCAAGAUUCCCGUGAUCCGUUCGGCAUCGUUCAUGAAGAGGAUUGCGGUGGCCUCAUUACAGUUCCCCAACAAGUCGAUGAAGGACUUUUUGAUGAUCAUGAAGAAGUUGGUCCAGAAGCAGCCUCAGUUGGAUCAGCUGUUGACGGGCACGGAUGAGGACCGAGCAGGAAAUGGUGUUUAUCACCCAGAGUUGAAUGAUCCUGAGCUUUGCAAUCCUAUGGCCGCUAGUCUCUGGGAGUUUGAGCUCAUGAAGUCGCAUUUUGACCCCAAGGUUCGUCAGAUGGCUAAGGAGCUUGCAGCAUUUACGCCUAGCGCUGGAAUGCGCACACACGACCGGACGAUCAACCAUUAA
Molecule: messenger RNA, 2562 nt
Organism: Linnemannia hyalina
Lineage: Eukaryota; Fungi; Mortierellomycota; Mortierellomycetes; Mortierellales; Mortierellaceae
Source: the annotation of a GenBank genome assembly